AUGAAUGAACCUGUUAUAAUUGGGCAUGAUGUUGUUAUAGCUAAUAAUGCAAUGGAAUGCUUCAUUUAUCUUGGUGCAUUUGUUAUUUUUCAUGUGGCUGUUAAAAUUCUUCUGUCUAAAUAUGUUAUACGAUUGUAUCAAAACGGAGAUAAAUAUUUAGCAGUUUUUAAAGGUCAUACAUACAAUUCCAUUAAAAAACAUGAGUUCCACUUAGAUGAAUUUAAAAAGUUGAACCCUACUUUAGUUGUGUCUUGGAGUGAUGCAAGAUUUGCUCUUGGAGAAAAACAUGGCAUUAUUCUUGAGAACUACUUCAAGACACCUGAAUAUUUCCACAACCUAUUAAAUAAGAAAAAAGCUAAAGAUUCAGUCAGGGAAAGUGACUGA
This is a messenger RNA of Parnassius apollo (apollo), 384 nucleotides long. Lineage: Eukaryota; Metazoa; Arthropoda; Insecta; Lepidoptera; Papilionidae. The record is from the annotation of a GenBank genome assembly.